Drosophila innubila is the source of this 1504-nucleotide messenger RNA. It is a transcript of the gene bond, whose product is annotated as elongation of very long chain fatty acids protein 7. Gene Ontology annotation, molecular function: fatty acid elongase activity. Gene Ontology annotation, biological process: fatty acid elongation, saturated fatty acid; fatty acid elongation, monounsaturated fatty acid; sphingolipid biosynthetic process. The record is from RefSeq and is a predicted model, not a curated record. The transcript has 4 exons. Lineage: Eukaryota; Metazoa; Arthropoda; Insecta; Diptera; Drosophilidae. Gene Ontology annotation, cellular component: endoplasmic reticulum membrane. Bases 366 to 1334 code for a protein of 322 amino acids.
GGCUUUGCAUGGAACGUUUUCGAUUGAAUACAAUUCAAUCAGUAUUUAUAAAUCUCACAUUUUAAUUUACAUCAAGUUCAAUUCAAUAAUCAAAUUAUAAUUAAGGCGCGAUUUGGUGGCCUGAAUCAUCUAAAAUUCCAGUUGAUAACUGGAAAUAUUAAGAACUUGCACAUUAUACAAAACAAAAAAAAUACUGGAUUCUUCUGUGGCCCUUACGAGGCCACUAACCGGAAGUGUUCACUGUAAUACGGAUCUAGACACAACGAGUAGAUGAAAUUCAAGUUACCCAACAAGUUGCCCGACAGCCACAAACGAUAACAAAAAAAAAACACAAACAAGUAAAGCAAACGUAAAUCGCAGCCAAAAUGACGACCUACAUGAAGAUAUUCAACGAGCGCAUCUCCGGCUUGGCCAAGGGUGUGGAUGAAACUGUGGACAGUUGGUUUUUAAUGAGUUCACCGGGUCCUGUGGUGGCUGUGGUAAUGAUUUAUCUGGCAUUUGUGCUCAAAAUUGGACCGGAGUAUAUGAAGAAUCGCAAGCCAAUGGAUCUAAAGCGCAUUAUGGUAUUUUACAAUGCCUUUCAGGUGUGCUACUCCAUCUGGAUGUGUCAUACGUCCAUACAGGAGAGCAAUGUUAUAUCAUCGAUAUUCUCCAAGAAGUGUGAGAUCAAUCGUACUCGCGAUCAAAAUCUGAGACUCUAUUCGGGCGCCUGGUUCUAUUUCUUCUCGAAGAUCAUCGAUCUGCUGGAUACCACGUUCUUUGUGCUGCGCAAGAAGAACAAUCAGGUGUCGUUCCUGCACGUCUAUCAUCAUACGAUUACAGUGCUCUUCUCCUGGGGCUAUCUGAAGUAUGCGCCCGGAGAGCAAGGCGUCAUCAUUGGUAUCCUCAACUCCGGUGUCCACAUCAUCAUGUACUUCUACUAUAUGGUCGCCGCAAUGGGACCUCAAUACCAGAAAUAUCUGUGGUGGAAGAAGUACAUGACCAGCAUUCAGCUGAUUCAGUUUGUGCUCAUCCUGGGCUAUAUGCUUGCCGUGGGUGCCAAGGGUUGCAACAUGCCCAAGACUCUCACAUUCUUCUUUGUGGGCAACACGGUCAUCUUUCUAUAUCUGUUUGGCAAUUUCUACCGCAAGACCUACAACAAAUCGAAGAGCAUCGAGGGCAAUGGAAUGAUCCGCAAUGGCGGAAGGAGCCUCAAUCUGGCGCAGUCGGCCCUGCGUGCUGCCGGCGGUAUGGGCUGUAUGCCAAUGCAAACCACGAACAAUAACAAUGCCAGAGAAUUCAAGCCAUACCUCGAUCUGAACAACAACAGUGUGAAACCCCUGAAGCUGGAAUGAGUUAACAAAUAUCUGGGCCCCAUUUACGUUGGGAACCGGUUGGGGUUUUGUCUUUAGGUUAGCUUUACAUUUCUUAGAGCGGGGCUUUAGUCUAGAGUUUAAUGUAUCCUUAACCCUAUCUGUAUAUGAAAAUAUUCUGAAUAAUGAACUUGUAUAAUGUACGUGUAUAA